ACUUUUAUAUACUGCAGCAAGAGAUAUACAAAAUAGAAGGCAUUGAGGUUAUAGAUCAGUAUAAGGGAACAGAAGGUGAGAUGCAGUUUGUUGUUGCUUGGAAAAAGAGAAAGCAUGCAAAGUUUUAUGUUGACUAUAAACCGGCCAACUCGGAUAAAUUAGUAGAGUGCAGCUGUCGAAGGAUGAUCCGGAGGGGACUUCCUUGCAAGCAUAUUCUGCAUGUACUUGAUGUGCUGGAUUUGGAUGAAAUACCGGGUUGUUUAGUUCUUCUGCGAUUCUCUAAACAAGCUAGGGGUGGCUUGCCAGCGAGGCGCACGAGCGAUCUACAUGAUUGGGGUUUUCCCGUAGCGGAGGAGCGACAAAGAUUUACGGAGUUGAAUGUGUUACAAGCUGAAGCAUUGCAAGUUGCAUACAAAGAUCCACUGUUGUUCGAGCGGACCAAGGCAUUUUAUGCUGACAUUAUUUCAAACAAGAUGGAGUAUGAUAAUGUACCCAACCGUCUCACAAACUCGGUGAAUACUAAUGUAAAUGAAUUGGGUGACCCUGCUCAAGUUGCUGCUCGAGGUGCGCCUAAGAAACGAAAGCGUAGAGAUGAUGGACAAGGACCCGUGACAAUGAAUGGAAGGCCAUUAUCGUAUGACGAGCGGGGUAGGGGGAUUCGAUGUACCAGAUGCAAAAAGGCUGGACACACCAAACGUAGCUUGAAGUGUGACCUGAAUCCUAGGCAUGUUGCGCAUAUUAUAGGAGGUCAGGAUGAUGAAUGACUUAUUUUGAAGGACGAACUUGGCACGACAUUAUGAAGCUUGAGUUGGCAUGCCGAUAUGUUUUAUGUAGUCAUUGGCUAUAUGAAGCUGUAGUCAUUGCUCAUUAUGUGUUGUAUUACGUCACUAUACCCUCGGGUUUAAUUACGUCAUAACAGUUUUCAACAUCAUGCGACAGGAGAUUCGAACUUCACGUGAUAACAGAUUUGAACUU
Lolium perenne is the source of this 975-nucleotide messenger RNA. The record is from RefSeq and is a predicted model, not a curated record. Lineage: Eukaryota; Viridiplantae; Streptophyta; Magnoliopsida; Poales; Poaceae.